Xiphophorus maculatus (southern platyfish) is the source of this 6779-nucleotide messenger RNA. RefSeq names its product kinesin-like protein KIF26A. Gene Ontology annotation, molecular function: microtubule binding; ATP binding; microtubule motor activity. The transcript is spliced from 13 exons. Gene Ontology annotation, biological process: microtubule-based movement. Lineage: Eukaryota; Metazoa; Chordata; Actinopteri; Cyprinodontiformes; Poeciliidae. The record is from RefSeq and is a predicted model, not a curated record. The coding region runs from base 1435 to 6219 and encodes 1594 amino acids.
GAGGAGGAAGAGGAGGAAGGCUGCAGCUUCUCCUGUGUUUCCCGGCAACAACAGCAACCAGAAUCAGGAAUCCACCCGCUUUAUUUCCACCUCUUGUUCCAGUCCUUCAUCCUCCUUUGCUGCUGUCGCGUCCUUUCAUCCCUCUCUCUCCUGGAGUUACAGGAGGAGGAGGAGGGGGAGGAGGAGGAGGAGGAAGGUGGGAGGGGUUGAGCGGAGCAGCAUUGCGAUACAGACUGCAGGAACAGACUGAGGAGCUACAGGAGAGGAGAGAGGAGACAGCAGGAGGAAACGGAGAGAAAAACCAGGGAAUGAGGAGAAGAUGGAGACGAGGAGAAACAGAGGGAUGAGAGGAGAAACAGAGGGAUGAGAGGAGAAACAACCAGGAAAGAAGAGGUGAAGAGAUCAGAGAGGAGUUGGAUGGAGAGGAUGGUCGACUAGAGGAGCGGAUGAAGACGUCGAGUUUACAGGUGGAGGAGGACGGAGGGGAAACGUCUGCAGCUGCUCCCUAAAAGUUCCCUUUGAUCCGCCUGGUGGCAGACCGGGAUGAGACAGGAGGACAGACAGGAGGACAGAGAGACAGACAGGAGGACAGACAGACAGGACAAACCGGGGAACGCGUUCCUGAACAGAAAUGACUCUGAUGAAGUCGGCGUUCCUGAACUAGUUUCUGUCUUGAUCUGCUGGAUUUCCUGAACACUUUGAAAACAUUCCCACAUUUUCUCCUUGAAUGGGAUGAACUGAUGAACUAAUGGGAAGGAACCAGUUUGAGCUGCUGGACUCAGACUGGGAUGAGAAAACCUGUAAAUAAAAGGAUUUAGAUGGAAUCUGAUGGUUUUAUCCAAAGAGAAACUUUCUGAAGACUCAUUGAUGAACUUUGUGAAGCCGAGUCCAGUUUGCUUCGUGUCUGGAAGGAGAAAACGGACCGACGGACCGACGGGUCAACAGACCGACGGACCGACGCUGUGUCCGGCUGCAGGAGUUUAGCUGGAUGUUUUCCUGUCUCUGGAGGGAAGAACGUCUCCAGACCUCCAGCUGAUGGAUGGAGAACAGAAACUUUUCACCAAACCCUGAUGAAGCUCAGGAUCCAGAUUUGACAUGUUUGCAGUGAAAACUGACGGAUUCUCUGGAGCAGAAAGUUCCAGAUUUGAUGCUUAGCAAAUGUUUGAAUAAAUCUGGAUGCAUGAAUCCGACUGGAAAAACGAUCAAAUGUUCCUGGGAAUAAUAAAAGAUGAGUUUGAACCGUAUAUCUCUGGAUGCAGGUUUAUGGAACAUGAUCUCUUGGUCCAGUUUGACCAGUAAACGAAGCUCAGUUCCUGUUUCCGUUUGGGUUUUCUUCUCUCACUCGGAGUAAAUCUGCCUUUUCAUGAUGCAUCAGGAUGAAAACCAGUUUGGACAAAACCAGUUUGGACGUUCCAGGCCAAAGGCUGUGAGGAGAUGAUGGACUGGAAGGAUCUGGCGGCUCAGAAGCUCAGUUUGUCCCGCAGGAGGAAGUCCCAGCCGGACCCGGCGGCGUCGCCCGAGGCCCCGGCGCCGGACCCGCCGCUGUUCACCGGAGGCUUCGGCGGGGCCCUGCAGCUGUCGCCGCCCGCCGUCCCGCCAUGCCUCCUACGGGCCGGGUCAAAGGUCAAGGACACGCCCGGCAUGGGGAAGGUUCGGGUCAUGGUCCGCAUCAGCUCGGCUAACAGCAGCGACUCGGAGUCCAAGUCCUUCCUGAAGGUGGACGGCCGGAAGAAGCAGCUGACUCUGAUUGAGACUCCGAGCGGCGGGAACUCCACUUCCUGUCAGAGGCGACCCAUCGCCGCGGCUCCCAAGACCUUCACCUUCGACGCCAUCUUCACUCAGGAUGCCUCACAGGCUGAGGUUUGUUCUGGAACCGUGUCAGAGGUCAUCCAGUCGGUGGUGAACGGCGCCGACGGCUGCAUCUUCUGUUAUGGACACGCCAACCUGGGGAAGACGUACACCAUGAUUGGCCGGGACUGCUCCACCCAGAGCCUGGGCGUGGCGCCCACGGCCAUCUCCUGGCUCUUCAAGCUCAUCGAGGAGCGCAGGGAGAAAAGCGGGGCUCGUUUCUCUGUCAGAGUGUCGGCGGUGGAGAUCUCCGGCCAGGAGGAGGCGCUCUCCGACCUGCUGGCUGAACUCUCUGCCUCGGCGGGGGACCAAGCGGAGGCCCCGGGGCCGGCCGUGUCACUGCGGGAGGAUCCUGUCUGCGGCUCCCAGCUGCAGAACCAGACGGAGCUGCGUGUGACCAGCGCCGAGCGCGCCGCCUACUUCCUGGACGCCGCUCUGGCGGAGAGGAGGAGCAGCCGGACGCCGAGCGACCAGGACGCCCGGAGGAACUCCCACUUCCUGUUCACGCUUCACCUCUACCAGGAGAGGGCGGACAAGAGCAACAAGGCAACAGUGUCGGGCCGGAGUCGUCUCCACCUGCUGGACCUGGGCAGCUGUGAGACGGACAUCAGCCGGACCAGGGAGGGCGGCGCGGCUCAGUGUCUGUCCCUGUCCGCUCUGGGGAACGUCAUCCUGGCGCUGUCCAACGGGGCCAAGCACGUCCCCUACAGAGACAGCAAGCUCACCAUGCUGCUCAGCGAGUCUCUGGGUAACAUCAACUGUCGAACCACCAUGAUCGCCCACAUCUCGGACUCGGCGGCGAACUUCAUGGAGACGCUGACCACGGUGCAGCUGGCGUCCCGCAUCCACCGCAUGAGGAAGAAGAAAUCCAAAUAUGCCUCCAGCUCCUCCGGAGGCGACAGUUCCUGUGAGGAAGGUCCAUCCUGUCGACCUCCUCACGUUCAGCCUUUCUACCCCCGGAUCGUGGCUCUGGAUCCUGACCUACCGCUGCUGCUCUCCAGCGAUCCUGACUAUUCCUCCAGCAGUGAACAGUCCUGCGACACCGUUAUUUACGUUGGUCCCGGUGGAACGGCGAUAUCUGACCGAGAGUUGAGCGACAAUGAGGGCCCGCCUUCCUUUGUCCCCAUCAUUCCCUCCCUGAACAAGAAGCGAACCAAAGAUUCUCCCCGUUCAGACGGAGAUCACUUUAAGUGCAACACAUUCGCAGAGCUGCAGGAGAGGCUCGAUUGCAUCGAUGGCAGUGAAGCUCCAAACGCGUUAAGCACAGAGAGCAGAGCAGCACAACCAAUGAAGAAUCAAACUGGACCAGAAUCUGAUGAGAACUCCUCUCUAAACGUAACCGGACCAGACUCCAGACUCCCUUUGGUUGAAAGCCCAGUGGAAUCCUCCAAAAGGACCAGUGCUGAUGGAGAGAAACUCUCUGGUUCCCUCAUUCAGCCAUGUUCGGUACAGUCCAGUGAGCCUUGUUCAUCAGAUCCAGAGCCUGUGGUAAGAGAGAAGGUUAGAGGAGCCGUAACCAGACCAUCACCACCUCAGUCGUUACCCCAGAGGCCCUUAACAGCACCUGACUCAGGGGCACCUGUCAGCAGGACUCCCCCAGUGGGUAUGAGCUGUCAAGCACCAAGACAAAGCCAACCUGUGGAGUUACCAGACAGGGAAAGGUCCCAUCACUCCACAGGUUACGCCAUGGAGGUCAGCGGCCUUCGAGCGGCUUUGCUAGGAAGAUGCCUGGACAGAGACUUCCUCAGGACCACCAUCACGCUCCAGCAGCCCGUGGAGCUGAACGGGGAGGAUGAGCUGGUCUUCACCGUCAUAGAGGAGCUUCCUAUCGGCCUCGUCCCGGACAACGGCCGCCCCGCCAACCUCCUCAGCUUUAACCCAGAGUGUUCGCUGCAGGCCUUAGCUGCAGGUUCCGGUCCAGUCAGCAUCAUCAGCAGCAUCAAUGAUGAGUAUGACGCUUACACUACUCAGCAUGGAGUUACAGGAUCAGGCUGCCAUUCAUCUGCAGGAUUAAGACCCGCUGAAAGAGAAGACAGUACUUCAGCAAACAGGUUUUUCAUGAGAGGUGAGAGUACAGCAGCAGAGAGCGCGUCCUUCCUGACCUCACCAAGUAUUUACCAUCGACAGCCAUUUCUGCAGCAUGGCUUGAAGAGUUCGUUGAAUGACAGUGGUAUUUGUUUCUCAGAGUUGGAUAGUGAUCCCGCCACACCCAACAAACCAUCAUUUACCAAGGCCUCUGGUUUCCCUGAUUCCACCAAAGCCACACCUAAAGGAUCCUCUAAGGUGAGAGCUUUUAGCACUCCCACUUCUUCUCUCCACCACACCCAUCACUCCAGUCUUCCCAGGAAAACCAAGCCUACCUCUUCUGCGGCCGUAGGCAACAACACACAAGAGAACCUGUUGUUUCAGGGAAGCACCUUCGUUGAUCCAAGAGAGCUUGAGUUUCUCUCUGCAGGCAAGCCAAUGAGAAGUGGCACAGCUAGCUUUUCCCCCAAAAGGUCUGGAGGAAACAGCAACAGCGUUCCUCGAUCUCCGAAGACACAAAUGUCUUCCACAGCUCAGAGAGUCGUUGAUGGCUGCGAGAAGCCCAUCAGCAGAAGAGGAGAUACUCUCAUCAAGCUGCCACGGCUCACACGAGGUGCAACAACUCUGGGAACUGUUUCCACUUCACACAGCUCUGAAACGAAAUGUGGUCAAGUAGCUGCCAGUGUGACAGGGACAUUAAGGUUUUCAUCACUGGGGAAGAAGUCAAAUGGCCAGAAAAGUAGCAUGAUCUCUAAGUCUGGCUCUGGAAACAUCUCUCCUCCUACACCACUUAUCAGACAGUCCAGCCAAGAACAGAAGACAAAUUUUCCAAGUGCCUUAAAACCGAGCAGUGACAGUGGAAGGUUUGCUUUCCCUAAAAGCUUAACCUCAGAGGAGGAGUUCACCUUCAGGCACCGAGCAGAUUCAUUCAGUCACAACACGUCUAGUUUAAAAAUCGAUCACGGUUCUGCCAGAACAUCUUCCAGUCUGAAGACACGAGGAGCCAAAGCAGAUUCUCACAGGCACUAUGGUAGCUUGAGAUCUCUGGAGAGAGGAGACAGUCCAACCUCAACUCUGCUGAAACCAGAAGUGUUCAGAGAUGCUAAUGGUGCUGCUGCAGGAGGUACCUGCAAAUCCAACAGAUCUGUACCGAGACUUGGCCUUCCACCUUUAAACACUGCCUGUUCCUCCCAAGCCUCUUCUACUUUCCUUUCAACAUCCAGUAAACUAUCGCAGGUCCGAGGCAAUGGUAACUCCCGUGUUGCUGGUUCUGCUGGACUGAAGGUUCGAACAUCGUCAACCAGCAGCUCUAGAAGCCUGAGCUCCCCUCCUGGACCCAAUGCCAGCCUACCCCCAACUGGCAAACCUCCUGCCAGAGCUGGAACCGGAGUUAAGACGGGAAGGGGCACCAUCAUGGGAACCAAGCAGGUCAUCAGCAGGGCAGCUAACAGCCGGGUCAGCGAGCUCGCCGCUGGUCAGAAACAACUCAGCAGAGGGGCCGGAGAAAGCGAAGGUACCGACAGCGGGACGAGUGGCGUCAGCACGCUGCUGCCCUCGCCCUACAGCAAGAUCACAGCACCGCGACGGCCGCAGCGCUACAGCAGCGGACACGGCAGCGACAACAGCAGCAUCCUCAGCGGGGAGCUGCCCCCCGCCAUGGGCCGCACCGCCUUGUUUUACCACAGCGGGGGCAGCAGCGGCUACGAGAGCAUGAUCCGAGACAGCGAGACGACCGGCAGCACUUCGUCAGCCCACGACUCCAUGAGCGAGAGCGGAGCGUCCAACCGAGGCAGGGUGUCCAAAUCGCCCAAGAAGAGAGGAAACGGCGGCUUCCUGCGGCGGCGGCUGAUCCCCGCUCCGCUGCCGGACGCCUCCGGCCUGGGCAGGAAGGUCGGAGGUCAGUGGGUGGACCUGCCGCCGCUGGGCGGCGCCCUGAAGGAGCCGUUUGAGAUCAAGGUGUACGAGAUCGACGACGUGGAGCGGCUGCAGAGGAAGGAGGAGACGGGGUCAGAGCCGCCGCUCCAGGACGUGGAGAAGGUCCUGCUCCGGCGGCAGCAGCGACUGGAGGAGCUGAGGCGGCGCCAUGCGGAGCUGCAGGCGGAGCUGCAGCAGGCGAAGCUCCACCUGCUGCAGCGUCCCGGCAGGCGGAGCUCAGAGUUCGACGUGGACCAGAACCUGGACCGGGAGUCGCAGGAGUACCUGGAGGCUCUGGCACAGGCCACGGCGGAGCUGGAGCGCUGCGUCAACCUCUGCAAGGCCCGCGUCAUGAUGGAGACCUGCUUCGACAUCAGCGUCGCCACGGCAACGAGCGCCGCCGCGGUGCAGGACGGCCGCCACAGGGUGUAGGCGCCAUGGAAACGGAGCGAAACACAAACAAGAUGGGAGCUUUGGAAGUGCCUUUUUACUGGAUUUAUUAUUAAUUUGAACUUCCUUAUUUAAUUAUUUUAUUCCUUAUUUAUCAUAUUUUGUAUUUAUUUUGGUUUUAAUGGUGCUGAAAUCUUCGUUAUGCAACAUAAUUUAGAAAAUAUCAGUAAAUUUGUAAGAUGAAAGCAGAGUUUAGGUAGAAAGAGGAAGAGAUCCAACCUCAGGUUUGUGUUUCUGCUGGUUGUUUUAUUGAGACGUUUUUACAGAAAUUGUUGAGAUAUUGGCGGUUCUGUCAGAAUCCAGAGAGCCGAGCGGCUGGAACCCGAGUCCGGUUCUGGAGAGAGGUGAGCUGCUGUCUGGACAGUUACACUGUAAAAACAGCAGUAAUUUGAUUUAAUUAGCCUUCCAAAGAGAAAGAAAUGUUAGCGUCAGAUUUCCAGUCAUAGUUUCACUAUAUUGUUCUCAUAUUUAUUGAUGUCAGAUUUUCAAACUAAAUAUUUAGUUUGGAAGACAAACAUUUAGUUGCAAACUAAAUGUUUACA